UGCGUUACACGCGCUCACAUUAUACUAUAAAAAGCUUUCAGCCUGCUGUCGAUGGGCUCAGUACGUUUUGGCAACAAUCUCGACAACAAAGCUCCUCUCUUCUAAGUGAUAUUCCGUCCUUUCGCUGUGUAGUGAAACAUAUAUCGAAAAACGAUAGUGGAAAAGGGAUAGUUCAAGCAAAAGCAGUCACAGUCAGCAGAGUAGCUACAAACAAACAGAGAUGAAACCAGACAUCACAUGGCUACGUAGGGAUAGUUGUAAACGUGAGCAAAACCGGGGUGCAACGUAUCCAUGGCCGGUUAACCUUCUACGUUGAACAACGAACUUUUAUUUUUAAAACCGACUGUUGAUCUACGCGUGACGUACUCCACCUGUACGACCAAAAAAAAAGCACCAGUCUAUAGUAAAAAUACUCUAACAAAGACAACGCGCCACUCAUUGGCGGAAGAGAAGGCAUGAUCGUGAUCCCAUUAAGUGCCAAGAAGAACACUGCACUUGAACAUUCGGCUAUUCUCGUCAUUCGUAAAUGAUGCAAUGCAUCGAUCGGGAAUUCAGUCAUGCACUUUGGAAUUAAAAACACACAUCUUUUGUUUAUCCCUCGUUUAUCAGACCUUAUCAAGCUAUCAGAUGCAGAUCUUCGUGAAGACGUUAACCGGGAAAACGAUCACCCUCGAUGUGAUCGCUUCGGAAACGGUGUUGGACAUUAAAAGCAAAAUUGAACAACGCGAAGGCAUUGCACCGGAUCAGCAGCGAAUCAUCUUUGCCGGUAAACAGCUCGAUGACGGUCGGAUCAUAUCCGACUACAACAUCCAGCACGGCUCGACGAUGCAUCUGGUGCUUCGGUUGAAGGGUGGAAUGCAAAUCUUCGUGCGAAUGCUGACGGGGAAAACGAUUGCGAUCGAUACGGAACCGGAAGCGACGGUCGAGAGUGUGAAGAAACAGAUCGAUGAGCGCGAGGAAAUCCCUCCCAACCAGCAGCGCAUGAUCUUUGCCGGCAAGCAGCUGGAAGAUGGGCGGCAGCUCCAGGAGUACAGCAUCAUCAAAGCAUCCACCAUUCAUUUGGUGCUGCGUCUGAAGGGCGGCAUGCAGAUCUUUGUCAGAAUGUUAACCGGCAAGACUAUUGCCGUCGACACGGAACCGGAAGCAACGGUGGAGAGUGUGAAAAAGCAGAUCGAUGAGCGCGAGGAAAUUCCACCAAACCAGCAACGCAUGAUCUUUGCCGGCAAGCAGCUGGAAGAUGGGCGGCAGCUCCAGGAGUACAGCAUCAUCAAAGCAUCCACCAUUCAUUUGGUGCUGCGUCUGAAGGGAGGCAUGCAGAUCUUUGUCAGAAUGUUAACCGGUAAGACUAUUGCCGUCGACACGGAACCGGAGGCAACGGUGGAGAGUGUGAAAAAGCAGAUCGAUGAGCGUGAGGAAAUCCCGCCAAACCAGCAACGCAUGAUCUUUGCCGGUAAACAGCUUGAGGAUGGCCGUCAACUGCAGGAGUACAGUAUCAUAAAGGCGUCUACCAUUCAUCUGGUUCUGCGCCUCAAGGGGGGCGCCUUUAAACUCACGCAGUUCGAGUAAACAAGCUGUGUGUCCUAUUUUCUGCUUAACGUAUUCCAUUGGCAAUCGGGCACAGUCUACAAAGUGGCGCCCCCGAUGAUCCACGAUGGCGAUGAUCGAUGAUGGUGAAUGACUGUUUACAUGAUAUUACCUUAUACACUACGAGAUAUUUCAAUCUGUAUAUAAAAAAACUGGAAUAAAAAAAUAUUUCUUAAUAAUAUUCUAACUCGCAGUCCACUUAUGGAAUCAGCAUUGUAAUCUGAGAAGAAAAAAAAAACUUCUGGAACUUCGCAAAGGAUUUCGAUCGUGAACUUCAAAUGUCUCACUCAAGUGAGCUUAAUUUUAGCUCACUGGUUGAAUUUUGCCGACAAGUGACCACUU
Anopheles coluzzii is the source of this 1926-nucleotide messenger RNA. Its product is annotated as polyubiquitin-B-like. Lineage: Eukaryota; Metazoa; Arthropoda; Insecta; Diptera; Culicidae. The transcript is spliced from 2 exons. Gene Ontology annotation, cellular component: nucleus; cytoplasm. Gene Ontology annotation, biological process: protein ubiquitination; modification-dependent protein catabolic process. Gene Ontology annotation, molecular function: protein tag activity; ubiquitin protein ligase binding. Bases 535 to 1566 code for a protein of 343 amino acids. The record is from RefSeq and is a predicted model, not a curated record.